AUGAAAAAUGAAAAUAUUCAAUCUCUACGCCAACUGGGAUACAAGGCUUUACGAUUAGGACACUAUUGCCAAGCUCAGAGCCAUUACAUUGCUGCCCUUAAUAUCAUUAAUAGCUUAAAGACUGAUCGUAUCGUCGAUAAAGAAUUAGAAUGUGAUCUUUAUCUUGAUGUUUCCAUAGUAUUAGCGAAACAACUUCAUUUACUUCAAGCUCUUGAAUAUUGUCAACGAUCGCAAAAAUUAGCUGGAGCAAUAAAUGAUCAAUAUCGCUUAGCUAAAUUGUUGGAUAACCAAGGUAAUAUUAAUAGGUUACAGGAAUUAUUUCAAAAAGCACUAGACAGUUACCGUGCAGCUCUUAAAUUAAAAUUAAAACUAUGUAAGAGCUCCAAUUUAGAUAUUACAGAUACAUUUUACGGCCUAGGACGCGUAUAUUAUGAUCAAUCUAAAUUUAACGAUGCUUUAUGUAUGUAUCAAAAGGCUAAAGAUAUUCGAUUACAGAUAUUAGGUGAUGAUAAUCUAGAAAUUGCUGAAUUAUAUUAUAGCAUUGGUAAUGUUUUAGCUCAGCAGCGGAAAGAUGAAGAAGCAUUAUCUAUGCAUAAGAAAUCUCUAAACAUUCGCAUAAAAUUACUAGAGAAGAAGGAUUUAGAGAUCGCCACAUCGUAUCAAAUGAUCGGUUUAGUAUAUAUGAAUCAACGCAAAAUAGAUGAUGCUUUACUAGCUUAUCAACAGGCUUUGGAUAUUCGAAUUGAAAUGAAGAAUGAUAGCUGUGUAGAAAUUGCUGAAUCUCAAGUUAGCCUUGGUGAUAUUUAUUAUGAGCGAAGUCAAUAUAAAGAUGCUGAGGCAAAAUAUCGCAUUGCCUUGGGCAUUUAUACCAAAUUAUUACACGAGGAUAAUCAAAAUCUUUAUAUGGCUAGACUAUUCAAUAAAAUUGGCAAUAUAUUCUUUUGCCAAUAUCAGUUCAAAGAGGCAUUAUCAUCGUAUCAAAAGUCUCUUAAUAUUCGAUUACAUGUGCUAGGAAAGACUUCCUUAGAUGUAUCAGAUUCAUACGAAAAAAUUGGUUGCCUCUACAUUAAGCAAGUAAAUUUCACUGAUGGAUUAUCGAUGUUGUACAAAAGUUUAAGCAUUAGAUCGGAAAUAGUAGGUAAUGAUAGUCUGCAAGUUGCGGAUUCCUACUUUAAUUUUGGAGCUACUUAUUACAAAGAAGAAAAGUUUACUGAUGCCCUGACUAUGUUUCAAAAAUGCGUCGAUAUUCAAAUUAAAACAUAUCGAGAGCUUACUUUCGAUAUCACUACUGUCAAUCACGCAAUCGCUACAGUGCUUACUGGCCAAGGUGAAAGCCAUCUUGAAGUAGCUUUAUCAUAUGACAAGAUUGGCGAUGUUUAUUGUCAUCAAUUAAAGUAUAUAGAAGCUAUGUCCAUGUAUCGAAAGUCUUUAAACAUUCGUCUGGCUCAAUUAGGAGAAAAUAAUUUAAUUAUUGCUGAAUCAUACGAUAACAUAGGCAAAAUUCAUGAAUGCCAACAUGAUUAUGAUUCGGCAUUAUCUAUAUAUGAGAAGUCUUUAACUAUACGUUUGGAAAUGUUAGGAAAACAUAAUUUGCUGGUUUCAAAAUCCUAUGACGAUAUUGGCAAUGUCUGUCGGUUAUUAUAUCAUUAUCCAAAAGCUAUAACUGCAUUUCAACAAUCACUCAAUAUUCAAAGUAAAGUUUUAGGGAAGGACAAAAGCGCGUGUAAAAAUGCCAAGGUUUCUCCAUCUGGUAGUGGAAAUGAAGACUUGGGUAAAAAGCUAACCUCAAUGCAUGAAGUUAUCGCAUCAACUCUACGAAUGAUUAGGUUACAAUUGAUCGAUGUUGAUAACAUAGGCAUCUAUCGAUCUUAUCGUAAUUUUGGGGUGGUUCGCUUAGCUGGAACUAAAUAUGAGAACAGUUUAUGCCUGUUUCAAAAAUCACGAAAUGUUCGAUACCAAAUAUGGGGAAAAAACCGUCAACAUUAUUAUCUUUCGUGCCGGCUUGAAAAAAAUGAUGAUCAUUCGCGCACAGAAUAUCCUAACACUCUUUCUCAAUAUCAAAGAGCAUUGCAAACACUAUUAAAGAACAUUGAACAUGUUGAUGUAUCUGUGGCUAAUUCAUGCGAUUACCUCGGUAACAUUUGUGAGAAUAUCUAUCGAUGUACGGAUGCUUUAUCAUUAUAUCAAAAAUCGCUUGAAAUUCGCCAGCAAAUAUUCGGAGAAAAUCAUAAUUUAGUAGCUAAUUCGUAUGACAAUAUUGGAUGCAUCUAUUGCAAUCUAUCUAAGUAUGAAGAAGCCAUAGGCAUGUUUAAUUUCUCUUUGCGUAUUCGACAGAAAAAAUUAACAAAUAUUAAUAAUAUGCGAAUAGCUGAGUGCUACGGAAAUAUUGCUCACGUAAAGUUUAUUUCGUUUUGUUACAAAGAUUCUCUUACCAUGUUUGAAAAAUUCUUGGAAAUUAUGUCAACCGUACUUGAUGGACACCAUAUCAGUACAGCUGAUGUCUAUAAUAAUAUCGGAGUAAUAAAAUAUCAUCUAUCAGAUUGUACGGAAGCAUUAAAGGAUUAUCAAGCUUCGCUAGACAUUCGUUUAGCAUUACUUGGCAGUAAUCAUCGAUAUGUUGCAGAUUCAUAUUAUAAUAUUGGCAUGGCUUAUAGAUAUGAGCGCCAUUAUGAUAAAGCGAUAGAAUCACUUCAGAAAUCGGUCAAUAUUUACACACAGUCUUUAAGACCUAAUCAUAGGCAAAUUGUCGAUGUUCGCCGUAUCAUUAAAAUAAUGAAUCGUAAAUAUUCUCCAAAAACAUCAAAAUCUAAACUGAAUAUCAUAUCCAAAUUUGUUGGUAAUAAUGCUCGUCAGCAUUACCAAGAUUUAUCCUCGACUAUUCAAUCUUCGGUGCAACAAGCUGAUAAUUUUCCAGCACAAAAUUUAUUUCCCGAUGAAAUUAAGCAAUCAACAGUGAAUGGAGAACAUACGAAGGUACCAGUAUAUAAUAUCUUACUGUAUCUCAAUCAUGUUUAUGUAAAACAGCUAUGUGCAUAA
This is a messenger RNA of Trichoplax adhaerens, 3036 nucleotides long. RefSeq lists its product as uncharacterized. Bases 1 to 3036 code for a protein of 1011 amino acids. The record is from RefSeq and is a predicted model, not a curated record. Gene Ontology annotation, molecular function: protein binding. The transcript is spliced from 5 exons. NCBI's taxonomy places the organism in Eukaryota, Metazoa, Placozoa, Uniplacotomia, Trichoplacea, Trichoplacidae.